Messenger RNA from Candoia aspera, 1633 nucleotides. It is a transcript of the gene RHOJ, whose product is annotated as ras homolog family member J. The transcript has 5 exons. Lineage: Eukaryota; Metazoa; Chordata; Lepidosauria; Squamata; Candoiidae. Gene Ontology annotation, molecular function: protein kinase binding; GTP binding; GTPase activity. Gene Ontology annotation, biological process: establishment or maintenance of cell polarity; Cdc42 protein signal transduction; endocytosis. The coding region runs from base 512 to 1198 and encodes 228 amino acids. The record is from RefSeq and is a predicted model, not a curated record.
CUGAUCCUAAUAUGGAAUUCAGCAGGAAACCCAUGAUUUCCUGACAUACAGCAAACUGGAGAAAAUAAAAGGAUUGCAUGAAAUAAAAAGAACAAGAGACAGAGAGACAGAGCCCCUCCAUUAAAUUGUCCCAGUUUCCACUUUCUCUUUGGAAAUGCAAUGGAAAAUGGAAUGGAUUUAGCACGAAUCCCUGAUUUUUCAGGCCAAACUGGAGCAGAGGAGCAGACAUUCAGCUCCUCAGAUUGCAGCUAUUUUUAAGCCGUGUGAAAUACCACAGUCUCUGUUUCCAAGAUGAAGAUUUCCUGACUUGAACUAACGACACGCGUGUCGAUUGUCUAUUUAUUCCCUCACAGAGUUCUCUGUGGCUUGAAGAGAUCAAGUGUGCAAAUUGAAGUUAUGAUUUUGUGAUUGUCUACCAUGCAGCAGCAACAACAAUAGCAACAAAAAACCUCAUUCAAGAAGAAGCCUGCUAUCAACAACUGCAAUCUUCCUUUGGGCUCUGUGCUCUUUCAUGUGUGCUUGUGAAAGCUGGAAGGAAAAAAGAAAAGCAGGAACAACCAGGAUGAGUGGCAAAGAGGAAGAGCCCGGCUAUUCAGAUGGCAGCAUAAAGAAGAUGCUCAAGUGUGUGGUGGUUGGUGACGGAGCUGUUGGCAAGACCUGUCUGCUGAUGAGUUACGCCAACGACGCAUUUCCAGAAGAAUAUGUACCAACAGUGUUUGACCACUAUGCAGUUACUGUCACAGUUGGAGGCAGGCAACAUUUGCUUGGACUUUAUGACACUGCAGGACAGGAGGACUACAAUCAACUAAGACCCCUCUCAUACCCCAACACAGAUGUGUUUUUGAUCUGUUUCUCUGUGGUAAACCCUGCCUCCUACCACAAUGUCCAAGAGGAAUGGGUGCCAGAAUUGAAAGUCUGCAUGCCACAUGUGCCUUAUGUUCUGAUAGGAACACAGAUUGACCUUCGAGAUGACCCCAAAACUUUGGCUCGUUUACUAUACAUGAAAGAGAAGCCCCUGACUUAUGAACAUGGCAUCAAAUUGGCUAAAGAGAUUGGAGCCCAGUGCUACUUAGAGUGUUCAGCUUUGACCCAGAAAGGCCUGAAAGCAGUCUUUGAUGAAGCAAUCCUCACAAUCUUCAGCCCAAAGAGAAAGAAGAAACUUUGUGCCAAGUGUUGCAGCUGCUGUUCAGUUCUAUGAUGCCUGGAUAUCAAAGUGGACCAGUGCUGCCAGUUAAUAGUCCAGACCUGCACAGAGGGACAUGACCAGAAAAAAGCUGCUUUGUAAAGUGGUUCCUCCUAAUCUGUGAUACCUCUCAAAUGGAACUUUAUAGACUUUUCAUGCCUUGCUUGUUUUUUUUUCUAAUCAGUGUGCAUCUGUAUAUACAAGCUCAUGUUGAGAUAACUUCACCCCAUUCAGGCAGCAGAUAAAGGAAAAAACUUAAGAAAUUCUUGAUAGAGUCAGGAUCCAUGAUGCACCUGGAAAGAAAAUAAAGUAUCUAAGGAUCCUAAUACUACAACAGAGCCAAGAAGAACCAGGUUUGUUCUUAGCAAUCCACAGCAAGAAAUUAGUAAAUUCCAGUAUGAAUAUGCAAUAAUGAUUGAACUUGAAACACAAAGUGUUUCGCAUUUAGAC